GCGGCUUUUCGAGAGUCCAUCGGCGCCAGAAUUUCCCACCACCCUUUGAACAUCGCCAAUUCGUUUCAUCACCCUAACCAACCGCUUCCUUUCGUCGCACAUCUCAAUUCACAAUGGCCGGAGUCGCUUCUUACACCAUUGCUGGCCGUCAGGUCGGUGGUCACUACCUUGCCAUGGGCAUCCUCGGCUCCCUCUUCGGCGGUGUCUACUAUGCCACCUCUGGCCCCAAGAAGCCCGUUGCCACCACUACUCCCCCUAUCAACGCCUCCAGCUCUGAAGAGGCCGACUUCAUCACGAAGUUCAUUGAGAACGCCGACAAGAAGCAGUAAGCGUUGUACUGUGGACAAUGUGGAGAGUUGCUUUGGACGACGCGAUGUAUAUAUAGACACCAGCAUUCGAGACGAAUACUUGCGAUAAUAGCGAAUACAAAAGUCUUGAGCCCCCAUAUGCGAUAUGACUCUGCUUUGCAGCUGUCGAAUACAUGUGACUAGAAACUGGCAGGUGCAGCGUAGUGAUAAGCAGGAGCACGGCAGCACCUUCCCCGGCUGGAGUUGUCAAACACAGACUAUAAAUCUGGUUGACGUGAGUGUCCCGUUAAAUCUGCGCUAGCACGAUACAAAAACAAAAACAAAACGAAAAAAAACUAACUUUUGAUUAUUAAGAAUACUAUCUUUAGUUGGUAGUAUCCUGCUAUCUCGUUGACCAUAUUGCAAUUUGGGCCUCGGGCGCCCAUGUGUCGAGAUACUAUACUCGGGGCGCCCGAGGGCAGAAGUCGGGCGGCAUUAUCGUGGCUGUUCUGGGAUCUUCCCCUGGUUCACAACUCUUGCUCACCAGCGAUUUAGUCCAAUCUCGUCUCCGGAGCAUAUUCGCAAGUACGGAGAAGUCGUCGACGACAAACAUGUAGAUUUGGUGGCGGUAAUAUGUACGAGGCUCUUGAAUCUUCAUUCAAAGAAGGAGUCUAAGGCUGCUGGGUCCAAGUUUGCUUGGGCCGCAUCACUCCCACGAUUUGCGGUACGCUGCCCACUCAGGACAACAAUGAGGCGAAUGGCUCUCCCUCUCGAUGUGGACAUUGUCGUUGAACAUAAUCUACGCAUCACGCGACAUAAUACGGAGCUAGAUGAGGCCAUCUUCCUCUUCAGCUGAAUUUGCCAUUAUGCUAAACACUCACCGUGAUAUGGUAGCAAUUGCACGUUAUUUCUGAAGGAACUUACACACUCCUGAAACGUACUAGAUAGAAAAGAGAGAGGCUACAGAUUACAUGAACACAAUACGACUGUAUUGUCCAAGAAUUCCGCUCUUGCUACCAUUACAUCAGCUAUAUCUGUAGGUAUACGAACAGUCCAAAUAACUUAAACAAACGGAUAUAAUUCAAC
[Torrubiella] hemipterigena is the source of this 1373-nucleotide messenger RNA. Lineage: Eukaryota; Fungi; Ascomycota; Sordariomycetes; Hypocreales; Clavicipitaceae. The record is from the annotation of a GenBank genome assembly.